This is a messenger RNA of Mangifera indica (mango), 1183 nucleotides long. Its product is annotated as tetraspanin-8-like. The transcript is spliced from 2 exons. Lineage: Eukaryota; Viridiplantae; Streptophyta; Magnoliopsida; Sapindales; Anacardiaceae. Gene Ontology annotation, cellular component: plasma membrane; plasmodesma. Gene Ontology annotation, biological process: auxin-activated signaling pathway. The record is from RefSeq and is a predicted model, not a curated record. The coding region runs from base 195 to 1010 and encodes 271 amino acids.
UUAACCACCUUUUAUCUCUCCAAUACUCCAAAAACUUUCUCUGCAGUUGCUCACAGAAAAUCAACUCUUCUGUUCACAACAAUCUAAAUCCCCGCUUCAAAUCUAUCCCUUCCCAUUCAAUUUCAGUUUUCCUCCCUAAAGCUUCAAUCUUUCACUACCCUUUUCUUCCCCCUUCCUGGGUUUUCCUUUUCACAAUGUUUCGUCUCAGCAAUAACUUGAUCGGCAUUCUCAACUUUAUCACUCUCGUCAUCUCAAUCCCCAUCAUCGGUGCCGGUAUUUGGCUCUCCAAAAGUGGCGCUACAGUGUGCGAGAAGUUCCUCGAAAAGCCGGUGAUUAUUCUCGGAGUUUUUCUCAUGUUGGUCUCCUUGGCCGGUUUGAUUGGCGCCUGCUGCAGAGUUUCUUUGCUCCUUUGGCUUUACUUGUUCGUCGUGUUCUUGCUGAUUGUGCUGCUUUUUUGCUUCACCAUCUUCGCCUUCGUUGUCACCAACAAAGGCGCCGGCCAAGUGUUGUCAAACAGGGGUUAUAAAGAGUACAGAUUGGGAGAUUACUCGAAUUGGUUGCAGAAAAGAGUGAAUAGCACCGGUAACUGGAACAAGAUUAAGAGUUGUUUGGCCGAUAGUAAAGUUUGCUCAAGCAUUUCCAACAAGUUAAUUAAUGACACUGUUGAAAAAUUCUAUUCAGAAAACCUGUCUUCUAUUCAGUCUGGUUGUUGUAAGCCAUCAAACGAUUGUGGAUUCACAUAUGUGAGUCCAACAAAUUGGACCGCUACCAGCACAACGUCAAGCAAUCCUGACUGUAAAGCGUGGUCGAACGAUAUAACUGUGUUGUGCUACAACUGCCAGUCAUGCAAAGCUGGGCUGCUGGACCAAGUCAAGACUGACUGGAAAAAGGUGGCCAUCGUCAACAUUGUCUUCCUCAUUGUGCUCAUCAUUUUCUAUUCCAUUGGAUGCUGCGCUUUCAGGAACAACAGGAGGGACAAUACCAAUGAGACCUAUACAAGACUCCCUUGAGGGACGCCAUGUGUAGUAGUAGAAGGAUCAUAUAUUCCUGCAUUUAGUGACUUUGUCUUAUUGUUGUUGUUAUUAACUUAUGUCGGUUAUAUUUUUUAAGAUGGAUUAUUUUUGCUUGUCAUUAGAACAUAUCGAAAUCCAGUUUCAACAAAAAUCAGUUGGUGUUUUCAUCA